Messenger RNA from Staurois parvus, 488 nucleotides. The record is from the annotation of a GenBank genome assembly. Lineage: Eukaryota; Metazoa; Chordata; Amphibia; Anura; Ranidae.
CACAUAUAGUGAAUGCAGGGUCCAGGGAGAUCGGAUAUAGUGAAUGCAGGGUCCGGGGAGACCGGAUAUAGUGAAUGCAGGAUAUAGUGAAUGCAGGGUCCGGGGAGACGGGAUAUAGUGAAUGCAGGGUCCUGGGGAGACCGGAUAUAGUGAAUGCAGGGUCCGGGGAGACCGGAUAUAGUGAAUGCAGGGUCCAGGGAGACCGGAUAUAUAGUGAAUGCAGGGUCCGGGGAGACCGGAUAUAGUGAAUGCAGGGUCCGGGGAGACCAGAUAUAGUGAAUGCAGGGUCCGGGGAGACCAGAGAUAGUGAAUGCAGGGGUCCGGGGAGACCGGAUAUAGUGAAUGCAGGGUCCGGGGGUCCGGGACCGGAUAUAGUGAAUGCAGGGUCCGGGGAGACCGGAUAUAGUGAAUGCAGGAUCCGGGGAGACAAGGAUAUAGUGAAUGCAGGGUCCGGGGAGACUGGAUAUAGUGAAUGCAGGGUCCGGGGA